AUGGUUUUCCCAGACCAGCUCCUCACCCCAGGAGGCAGAGGGGGGCAUGCAAUCAUGUUUCUCCAAUCCCUUCCUUCACACUCCUCUGUCCGCUCCCACCCGGCCAGCCCCAGCCCACCAGGGCCACAGGCCAGCCCGGUGUUGCCAGUCAGCUACCGCCUGUCACACACACGUCUGGCUUUCUUCCUGCGGGAGUCGCGGCCUCCGGUGCCUGCGGUCACCAACGGCUCCCUGCAGCGCUCCGAGCCCUUCGUGGUGUUCCAGACCAAGGAGCUGCCCGUCCUCAACGUCUCCCUGGGGCCAUUCAGCACCAGCCAGGUGGUGGCACGGGAGCUCCUGCAGCCGUCCAGCACCCUGGACAUCCCCGAGCGCCUGACGGUCAACUGGAAGGUGCGGGCCUUCAUCGUCCGUGCCCGUGUGCCCGCCUCGCAGCCCGUGGCCCAAGUGCUGUUCUACGUGGCGGGCCGGGACUGGGAUGACUUCGGUGUCACCGAGCGGCUGCCCUGUGUCCGCCUGCACGCCUUCCGGGAUGCCCGGGAAGUCAAGAGCUCCUGCCGCCUCAGCGGAGGCCUGGCCACCUGUCUUGUGCGGGCCGAGCUACCCCUGGCCUGGUUCGGGCCCCCCGCCCCAGCCGUGUCGCCCACAGCCCGCCGCAAGUCUCCCGAUGGGCUGGAGCCAGAGGCAGCGGGGGAGAGCCAGCAGGCUGAGCUCUACUACACUCUGCACGCCCCAGAUGCAUCAGGGGGCUGCGGGGGCUCCCGGCGGGGGACUGGGCCUGGGGCAGGGACCCGGGCUGAGAGCCCUACCCAGCAUCCCCUGCUGCGCAUUGGGAGCAUCAGCCUGUUCCGGCCGCCCCCCAAGAGGACCCUGCAGGAGCACAGGCUGGACAGCAACCUGAUGAUCCGCCUGCCUGACCGGCCCCUCAAGCCUGGGGAGGUGCUCAGCAUCUUCCUCUACCUGGCCCCCAACUCCUCCUCGCCCUCCAGCCCCAGCGUGGAGCAUUUCACACUCAGGGUGAAGGCCAAGAAGGGUGUGACCCUUCUAGGCACCAAGUCACGGAGUGGCCAGUGGCAUGUGACCUCAGAGCUGUUGACAGGAGCAAAGCAUUCAACAGCCACUGUGGAUGUGGCCUGGGCUCAGGGAACACCCCUGCCCCCCUGGGAGGGCCAGGGACCCUUGGAGAUCCUGCAGCUGGACUUUGAAAUGGAGAACUUCACUAGCCAGUCAGUCAAGCGGAGGAUCAUGUGGCACAUUGACUACCGUGGCCACGGUGCCCUGCCUGACCUGGAGCGGGCAGUCACUGAGCUGACGGUCAUCCAGCGGGAUGUGCAAGCCAUUCUGCCCCUGGCCAUGGACACAGAGAUCAUCAACACAGCCAUCCUAACUGGACGGACAGUGGCCAUCCCUGUCAAGGUCAUUGCCAUUGAGGUGACAGGUCUUGUCCUAGAUGUCUCCGCCCUAGUGGAAUGCGAGUCUGACAAUGAGGACAUCAUCAAGGUAUCCAGCAGCUGCGACUACGUGUUUGUGAGUGGAAAGGAGUCUCGAGGGUCCAUGAACGCCAGGGUCACCUUCCGCUAUGAUGUCCUCAAUGCCCCCCUGGAAAUGACAGUUUGGGUCCCCAAGCUGCCUCUGCACAUUGAGCUCUCGGAUGCCCAUCUCAGCCAAGUGAAGGGCUGGAGGGUACCUAUCCUCCCCGACCGGAGGUCAGCCCGGGACAGCGAGGACGAGGACGAUGAUGAGGAGGAGCGGCGGCAGACCGUGAGCCGUGGCUGCACCCUGCAAUACCAGCACGCCACCCUGCAGGUCUUCACCCAGUUUCACACAACAUCAUCUGAGGGCACUGAUCAGGUGGUCACCAUGCUGGGCCCAGACUGGCUGGUGGAGGUCACUGACCUGGUCAGUGACUUCAUGCGAGUGGGUGACCCCCGAGUGGCACACAUGGUGGACAGCAACACGGUAGCAGGCCUGGAGCCAGGCACGACCCCCUUUAAGGUGGUGUCCCCGCUAACAGAGGCCGUGCUUGGGGAGACGCUGCUGACGGUGACAGAGGAGAAAGUCAGCAUCACGCAGCUGCAGGCCCAGGUGGUGGCCAGCCUGGCCCUCUCCCUGCGGCCCAGCCCCGGGAGUAGCCAUACCAUCGUGGCCACCACGGCUGCCCAGCAGACCCUCAGCUUCCUCAAGCAGGAAGCCCUCCUGAGCCUCUGGCUCUCCUAUAGUGAUGGUACCACGGCCCCACUCUCCCUCUACAGCCCCCGGGACUAUGGGCUGCUGGUGAGCAGCCUGGACCAGCGUGUGGCCACCGUGACCCAGGACCGGGCCUUCCCAUUGGUGGUGGCCGAGGCCGAGGGGGCAGGGGAGCUGCUCCGUGCGGAGCUCACCAUCGCUGAGAGCUGCCAAAAAACCAAGCGCAAGAGUGUGCUGGCCACGACCCCCGUGGGCCUGCGGGUGCACUUUGGGCGGGAGGAGGAGGACCCCACCUACGACUAUCCCGGCCCCAGCCAGCCGGGGCCUGGCGGGGGCGAGGACGAGGCCCGGGGAGCCGGCCCGCCAGGCUCUGUGGUACCCGCUCCGGAGGCCCCGGGCCCGGGCACCGCCAGCCCCGCCGUGCCGCCCACCGAAGACUUCCUGCCGCUGCCCACCGGCUUCCUGCAGAUGCCGCGGGGCCUGACGGACCUGGAGAUCGGCAUGUACGCGCUGCUGGGCGUCUUCUGCCUCGCCAUCCUCGUCUUCCUCAUCAACUGCAUCGUCUUCGUGCUGCGCUACCGGCACAAGCGCAUCCCGCCCGAGGGCCAGACCAGCAUGGACCACUCCCACCACUGGGUGUUCCUGGGCAACGGGCAGCCGCUGCGGGUGCAAGGGGAGCUCUCGCCGCCCGCCGGCAACCCGCUGGAAACCGUGCCCGCCUGCUGCCACGGCGACCACCACAGCAGCGGCAGCUCGCAGACCAGCGUGCAGAGCCAGGUGCACGGCCGCGGCGACGGCUCCUCCGGGGGCUCGGCCCGGGAGCAGGCCGAGGACCCCGCCAGCUCGCCCACCUCCAAGCGCAAGCGGGUCAAGUUCACCACCUUCACCACGCUGCCCUCGGAGGAGCUGGCCUAUGACUCCGUGCCCGCCGGCGAAGAAGAGGACGAGGACGAAGAGGACCUGGGUUGGGGCUGCCCCGACGUGGCGGGCACCACGCGGCCCGCGCCACCCCCAGACCUGCACGAUUACAUGCGCAGAAUCAAAGAGGUUGCAUAG
Molecule: messenger RNA, 3240 nt
Organism: Cynocephalus volans (Philippine flying lemur)
Lineage: Eukaryota; Metazoa; Chordata; Mammalia; Dermoptera; Cynocephalidae
Gene: TMEM132E
Product: transmembrane protein 132E
Exons: 9
Coding region: 1-3240 (1079 amino acids)
Source: RefSeq, a predicted model, not a curated record